Molecule: messenger RNA, 1687 nt
Organism: Cuscuta campestris
Lineage: Eukaryota; Viridiplantae; Streptophyta; Magnoliopsida; Solanales; Convolvulaceae
Source: the annotation of a GenBank genome assembly
CAGAAGUGACCCUCCCCAUUAUACCCAACUAGAACCCGACCUUGGGAACAGUGGAGCUGAGCAGAUUACAAAGCCGGCGGCUGGCAGGCGUCUCAAAUAUCGGCGCAUUCUGUGCGCGAGGGUGAGGAGCCACCAUUCUCGACAUAACAAUGGAGAAGAAUAAGGAUGACUGUUCAAAUAAAGAGCAAGAAGAAGAACAGGUUGUGAAUCCAUGGGUAGUGUCAGUCAAGGACGGCGGUAAAAUCGACUACGAUAAGUUGAUUGACAAAUUCGGCUGCCAACGGCUGGACCAGUCCCUCAUUGAUCGCGUCGAGAGGCUUACCGGACGUUCGCCGCACGUCUUCCUCCGCCGCGGCGUCUUCUUUGCCCAUCGUGACUUUGGUGAGAUUCUAGACUCUUAUGAAAGAGGAGACAAGUUCUACUUGUAUACUGGCCGCGGACCUUCUUCAGAGUCCUUGCAUUUGGGUCAUCUUAUUCCAUUCUUGUUCACCAAGUAUUUGCAGGAUGCGUUUAAGGUGCCUCUUGUAAUUCAGUUGACAGAUGACGAGAAAUGCAUGUGGAAGAAUCUGUCAGUAGAGGAAAGCCAAAGGCUAGCCCGGGAGAAUGCAAAGGACAUCAUUGCCUGUGGUUUUGACAUUUCAAGGACGUUUAUCUUCUCUGAUUUCGACUAUGUAGGAGGUGAUUUUUACAAGAACAUGGUGAGGGUUGCAAAGUGUGUCACAUACAAUAAGGCUGUUGGCAUUUUUGGUUUCACUGGUGAAGACCAUAUUGGAAAAGUCAGUUUUCCACCAAUUCAGGCUGUCCCAUCAUUUCCAAGUUCAUUUCCACAUCUCUUCUCAGGAAAUGAUAGGCUCCGUUGUCUGAUUCCUUGCGCAAUUGAUCAGGAUCCUUAUUUCCGAAUGACACGUGAUGUGGCUCCUCGUAUAGGCUAUCAUAAGCCUGCCUUAAUUGAAUCAUCAUUCUUUCCUGCUCUACAGGGAGAGACUGGAAAAAUGAAUGCAAGUGUUCCUUGUUCUGCAAUAUAUGUAACAGAUUCUGCAAAACAAAUAAAAGACAAGAUAAAUAGGUAUGCAUUUUCAGGCGGGCAAGAUUCUAUAGAAUUGCACAGAAAACAUGGUGCAAACCUUGAGGUUGAUAUACCGAUCAAAUACCUGGGAUUUUUCCUGGAAGAUGAUGCAGAACUCGAGCACAUUAGAAAGGAGUAUGGUGCUGGCCGUAUGUUGACCGGUGAAGUCAAGAAGAGGCUCAUUGAAGUUCUAACCGAUAUUGUUGAAAGACAUAAGCGCGCUAGAGCUGCAGUUACUGAUGAGAUGGUAGACGCGUUCAUGGCAGUACGCCCACUUCCUAAUAUGUUUUCCUGAACAAGGUUUAUAUUAUCACCAAGGUUCUUUUGACAUUAGAACCUUAUAUUAUUAUAAAUUAGAAGCUUUACAUUCAUUUUAUUGGAACUGUCUGUGCUGGGGAAUUUUGCUGUUAGUUGUGGACAACACUAUUGAAACUUGUAAUUUGUGAGGCAUUGCUAUAAGUGAGAUUUAAGGAAGCAUACUGAAGCAGAUGAAAGAACAUACGUACAAUAUCCUCAUUAUGGUAUCUCCUAAAUUUACAACAUAUCAAUUAUCAAAACAGGUACCAAAUUCGAAUUUUGUUUAAGCUUUAUCAACACCCACAAUAGAAUUCUGAUAUCAGA